Molecule: messenger RNA, 2505 nt
Organism: Schistosoma mattheei
Lineage: Eukaryota; Metazoa; Platyhelminthes; Trematoda; Strigeidida; Schistosomatidae
Source: the annotation of a GenBank genome assembly
AUGCAACAAACAUCUCUUCGCCUUAUAUUUUUGUGUAGUCUAUUGAUAUUUAUUCAACAGUGCAAUAAAACUGAUGCUCAGAUAUUUCGCAAUUUAUCGGUUUCUAUUAAAAAACGACUGGAUGACUUAAUCUCAUCAUUAACAAUAGAGGAGCUUGUUGAGCAAAUGGCAAAUGGUGGCGCAGGUCCAACAUACGGUCCUGCACCGGCUAUACCUAGAUUGAAGAUCAAACCCUAUCAAUGGCGUACAAAUCCAAAUCAAGGUCUUUGUACUUCAUUUGUAAGUCACAUUAAUCAAGCUGCCUCGUUUGAUAUACUGGAUGUCUGGAAAAUCGCUUUCGCAAACGGCUUAGAAAUGCGAGCUAAAUGGAAUCAGUUUAGUAAACAAAAUAAUUACCGUGAUAAUACGGGAAUAAAUGUGUUUGCACCGACUGUCAAUCUUCUUCGGCAUCCUCUUUGGGGAAGGAAUAAGGAGACUUAUGGGGAAGAUCCAUAUUUGGCGGCUGAAUUAGCUAGAGCAUAUGUACAUGGGAUUAGUGGUUGGAAUGUGCCACACGAUGGUUCAAUCAAGGUAAACUUACUAACAAUAAAUCCAAUCAGACAACAUGUUGUAUUGGUUGGUGCAAACUGUAAACACUAUGCUGCGCAUUCCGGACCAGAAAACGAUCCUGUUUCAAGGUUAUCUUUUGAAGCUGGUGUCCCGGAACACGAUUUGUGGAUGACCUAUUUUCCUGCUUUUCGUGCAUGUAUGGAAGCUGGAGCUGUUGGAGUUAUGUGUGCAUAUAGCGGAGUGAAUGGCACACCAGCUUGUGUAAAUCACUGGCUAUUAGAUACUGUACUUCGAAAGCAGUGGAAAUAUCCAGGUUUUGUAAUUAGUGAUGAAGGUGCCUUGCAAUUUUUGAUAUCGAAACAUCAUGUUUAUUCGUCUUUACAAGAAGCUGCUUUAGCUGCAGUUAAAGCUGGUGUAAAUAUAGAAAAUGCAUUACCUAAUAAUGUUAACGUUUAUUCUGAAUUAUUAAACCUUACAAAAUCUGGUAAUGUGACUGAAGAUGAAUUACGAAAUCUAGUUCGUCCUUUGUUCCUUGCUAGAAUUCUAGAAGGUGAAUUAAAUUCGCCAGAAAUGGAUCCAUAUGCUCAUUUAUUGCCCAGUACAGUUGUCAAGAGCGAAAAGCAUAAAUAUUUAUCGUUGGUUACUGCAGCCAAAACAAUGGUACUUUUGAAAAACUCUGAAGAAUUCCUUCCACUUAAAAUGAAACCGGAUACAAAUGAACGGCCGUUAAAACAUGUUGCCUUACUUGGACCAUUUUCAAGAAAUAUCAGUGAAUUGGUUGGAAGUUACACUAAACACAUUGAUCCGGCUGAUACAGUUCCACUGGAUAAAACUCUUGAAAAAAUAAGUGAAAACGUUACUGCUUCAGAUAUUUGCAUUGAUGGUGGGAAGUGUACAAUGUACGACGAUUUAGCUAUCCAAGAAAUACUUUCCCAACCAGAUAUUGACCUUGUUAUCAUAACCAUUGGCACGGGACGAAAUGUUGAAGACGAAGCACAUGAUAGACAUAAUCUGAAUCUACCUGGACAUCAGAAUGAAUUUUUAUUAAGUACACUAGAUAUGGCAGCCGGUCGGGGGGUAAUUAGGCGCAAGCCUGUCCCAGUAGUUUUAUUAGUCUUUUCUUCUGGACCAAUUGAUAUUGAGCCAGCAGUGGAAGAUGAAAAUGUUAAAUCCAUAUUUUGGUGUGGUUAUAUGAAUGACAUACUCGGUGAAGUAAUAGUUCGUGUACUGAUGGGAAAUCCUGGUAAACCUUUUGGGCCGUACGCACCGUUGUUACGAUUGGAUCCUGAAUUAUCCGAAAUCGGUAUGUGGGGUAUGGAUAUAGAUGAAGGUUACUGGUGGGUACCAGCGGCUAGAUUACCAUUUACAUGGUACGCAUCAAUUGACGAGUUAGCCAAUAUAACUGUAUAUAAAAUGACAAAUCAGACCUAUCGUUACUUGCCAAAAUCUUGUACCAAGCAACAAAAUGCAUGUAAAAUACCAAUUUUGUAUCCAUUUGGCUAUGGAUUAUCAUACAACAUGCUAUCCCCUUCUCUUAGUGGUAUUGAAUAUUUAGAACUGGAGUUGCCACUGUCUCCGGUUAAACCAAAUCAACCAAUAACUGUUUAUACAACUGUAGCUAACGUAGGAGAUAUUGCAUGUGAGGAAGUAGUACAACUGUAUAUACAAUGGUUAAAAUGUGGGCAAACUGAUAUAACUAAUGAAGAUCAGUGGGAAUGCACUGCACCUAAUAUUCAAUUGGCAGGCUUUAAACGUAUUCGACUAGAUGUUGGCGAAAAAAAGGAUCUUCAUUUUCAAAUAUCCCCAGACCAGUUAAGUGUAUGGUCUAAUCAACAUAAAUCCAUGGUUCCUGGUCAAGGCACUCUCCGUAUAACAGUUGGAGGACAACAACCUGAUCAACCAGUUACGGUUGGAUCAAACUAUUUGAUUGGUAUAGUUAAAAUAGAUCACAUAUAG